This is a messenger RNA of Suncus etruscus (white-toothed pygmy shrew), 12660 nucleotides long. It is a transcript of the gene PRKDC, whose product is annotated as protein kinase, DNA-activated, catalytic subunit. NCBI's taxonomy places the organism in Eukaryota, Metazoa, Chordata, Mammalia, Eulipotyphla, Soricidae. Gene Ontology annotation, cellular component: nucleus. The record is from RefSeq and is a predicted model, not a curated record. Bases 1 to 12390 code for a protein of 4129 amino acids. Gene Ontology annotation, biological process: double-strand break repair via nonhomologous end joining; immunoglobulin V(D)J recombination; intrinsic apoptotic signaling pathway in response to DNA damage. The transcript has 86 exons. Gene Ontology annotation, molecular function: DNA-dependent protein kinase activity; protein binding.
AUGGCGGACUCGGGCUCUUCCGUGCGCGGCUCCCUGCUGCAGCUGCAGGCGUGCUCGUCCGCCGAGGACCGCUGCAGUUCCGCGCUGGCCGGCUUCCAGCUGAUCCGGAGCCUGGGGCAGGAGUGUGUGCUGUGCAGCGACUCGGCGCUGCUGGCAUUACAGACUUCCUUAAUUUUUUCCAAGGAGUUCGGUUUGCUUAUAUUUGUUCGAAAGUCACUUAACAUUGAGGAAUUUCGUGAUUGUAGAGAAGAAAUUCUUAAAUUUUUAUGUAUUUAUGUAGAAAAAAUUGGCCAAAAGAUUGCACCUUAUUCUCUUGAUAUUAAGACUACUUGUACCAGUGUUUAUACAAAAGAUAAAGCUGCUAAAUGCAAGAUUCCAGCUCUAGAACUAAUUAUUAAGUUACUUCAGACUUUGAGAAGUUCUAGACUCAUGGAAGAAUUUAGAGUUGGAGAAUUAUUUAACAAAUUCUAUGGAGAACUUGCAUCAAAAACAAAAUUACCAGAUACAGUUUUAGAAAAAAUAUAUGAGCUUCUAGGAGUAUUAGGUGAAGUUCAUCCUAGUGAGAUGGUGAAUAAUUCAGAAAAUCUGUUCCGGGCUUUUUUGGGAGAACUUAAAUCCCAGAUGACAUCCACCGUAAGAGAGCCCAAACUACUUGUUGUGGCCGGAUGUUUGAAGGGAUUAACGUCACUUAUGUAUAACUUCACUAAAUCUAUGGAAGAAGAUCCCCAGACUUCACAGGAAAUUUUUGAUUUUGCUUUAAAAGCAAUUUCUCCUCAGGUUGAUCUGAAGCGGUAUGCAGUGCCCUCAGCUGGCUUACACUUAUUUGCAGUGCAUGCAGCACAAUUUAGCACUUGCCUUCUGGACAACUAUGUUUCUUUAUUUGAAGUAUUGUCAAAAUGGUGUAGCCAUACAAAUGUAGAAUUGAAAAAAGCUGCACUUACAGCCCUGGAAUCUUUUCUGAAACAGGUUUCUUUUAUGGUGGCCAAAGAUGCAGAACUGCAUAAAUAUAAGCUGCAGUACUUUAUGGAGCAAUUCUAUGGAAUCAUCAGGAACGUGGAUUCAAGCAGCAAGGAUUUGUCCAUUGCGAUUCGUGGAUAUGGACUUUUUGCUGGGCCUUGCAAGAUUAUAAAUGCCAAAGAUGUUGACUUCAUGUAUGUAGAACUCCUCCAGCGCUGCAAGCAGCUCUUCCUCAUGCAGACAGACACUGCUGAAGACCACAUUUACCAGAUGCCCAGCUUUCUCCAGUCCAUUGCAAGUGUUUUGCUUCAUCUUGAUAAUAUUCCAGAGUUGUAUACUCCAGUUCUAGAACAUCUCCUUGUGUUACAGAUGGACAGUUUUCCACAGUAUAGUCCAAAAAUGCAGUCAGUAUGUUGUAGAACUAUAGUAAAAAAUUUCCUGGCCCUCGCACAAAAAGGCCCAGUUCUGUGGAACUGCAUUAGUACUGUGGUACAUCAGGGUUUAAUCAGGAUAUGUUCUAAGCCAGUGAUCCUUCAAAAGGGUGCUGAGUCUGAGUCCGAAGACCCUCGAGUAUCAGGGGAAGUCAGAACUGGCAAAUGGAAGGUUCCAACCUUCAGAGACUAUUUGGAUCUCUUCAAAAAUCUCCUAAGCUGUGACCAGAUGAUGGAUUCUUUUAUAGCAGACGAAACAUUUUUCUUUGAGAAUUUCUCCCUUCAAAGUCUGAGUCAUUUGCUAUAUGAUGAAUUUGUAAAAUCCAUUUUGAAACUUGUUGAAAAAUUGGACCUUACGCUAGAAAAACAGAAUGCUGGAGGAAAAGAGGAUGAAAAUGAAGCUACUGGUUUGUGGGUGAUCCCAACUUCAGAUCCUGCUGCUUACUUGCAUCCUGUUAAACCUAAAGAUUUCUCAGCUUUUAUUAACCUUGUGGAAUUUUGCAGAGAGAUUCUUCCUGAGAAGCAUGUAGAAUUUUUUGCACCCUGGGUCUACUCAUUUGCACGUGAGCUUGUCUUGCAGUCAACACGGCUUCCACUCGUUAGUGGUUUCUACAAGCUGCUUUCUGUUGUUGUGAGAAAUGCUAGGAAAAUAAAAUACUUUGAGGGAGUUACUACAGAGAAUCAAAAACAGUCAUCUCAGGAUCCAGAGAAGUAUUCUUGCUUUGCAUUGUUUGCAAAAUAUGGCAAAGAGGUAUCAGUUAAGAUGAAACAAUAUAAAGAUGAACUAUUGGCUUCCUGUUUGACCUUUGUCCUGACCUUACCACAUGAAAUUAUUGAACUUGAUAUUAGAGCAUAUGUUCCUGCCUUGCAGAUGGCUUUUAAGCUGGGUCUGAGUUACACACCAUUGGCAGAAAUAGGUCUCAAUGCUUUGGAAGAAUGGUCAUUUUAUAUCAGCAAAAAUGUAAUUCAGCCCUAUUAUAAAGAUAUUUUACCAAGUCUUGAUGGAUAUCUAAAAAUUUCAAUCUUAUCAGACGAGACUACGAAUAACUUGGAAGUAUCAGCACUUUCUCAGGCUGCCCAGAGAGGAUUUAAUAAGGUUGUCUUAAAAUACCUGAAAAGAUCGAAAACCAUUUCAUCGAGUGAAGCAUUGUCCUUACAAGAAAUAAGAAUUAGAGUAGUGAAGCUGCUUGGCUCAUUAGGAGGUCAAAUAAACAAAAACCUACUAGCAGCUGCAUCCUCAGAUGAAAUGAUGAAGAAGUACGUGGCAUGGGACAGAGACAAAAAGCUCAGUUUUGCAGUGCCAUUUGUAGAAAUGAAGCCAGUCAUUUAUCUAGACACGUUCUUGCCUCGAAUCACGGAAUUAGCUCUUUCAGCUAGUGACAGACAAACUAAAGUUGCAGCUUGUGAACUUUUACACAGCAUGGUUGUGUUCAUGCUGGGAAAAGCUACUCAAAUGCCUGAAGAUGGUCAGGGCUCCCCACCCAUGUACCGGCUCUACAAAAGAACUUUUCCUGUUCUCCUUCGACUUGCAUGCGAUGUGGAUCAGGUUACAAGGCAACUGUAUGAGCCACUAGUUAUGCAGCUGAUACAUUGGUUCACCAGCAAUAAAAAAUUUGAAAGUCAAGAUACCGUUGCCUUACUAGAAACAAUAUUGGAGGGAAUUGUGGACUCUGUUGACAGUACUUUAAGAGAUUUUUGUGGCCGGUGUGUUCAAGAAUUCCUUAAGUGGUCCAUUAAGCAGACAACACCACAGCAGCAGGAAAGAAGUCCAGUAAACACCAAAUCACUUUUCAAGCGAUUAUAUAGCCUUGCACUUCAUCCCAAUGCUUUCAAGAGACUAGGAGCAUCACUUGCUUUUAAUAAUAUAUACAGGGAAUUCAGGGAAGAAGAAACUCUAGUUGAACAAUUUGUGUUUGAAGCCUUGGUUAUAUAUAUGGAAAGUCUGUCCUUAGCACAUGCAGAUGAAAAAUCCUUAGGUACAAUUCAACAGUGUUGUGAUGCCAUUGAUCACUUAAGCUACAUCAUUGAAAAGAAGCAUAAUUCAUUAAACAAAGCAAAAAAGCGUCGUUGGCCACGAGGAUUUCCACCUGGUGAACCAUUGUGUUUACUGAAUUUGGUCCAGUGGCUUUUAGCCCAUUGUGGAAGGCCCCAGGCAGAAUAUCGACACAAAUCCCUGGAACUCUUUUAUAAGUUUGUGCCUUUGUUGCCAGGCAACAAAUCCCCUUCUUUAUGGCUAAAAGAUGUUAUUGAGAAAGAAGGCAUGUCAUUUCUUAUAAACAUAUUUGAAGGGGGAGGAAGCAACUGUGACCAACCAUCAGGCAUCCUUGCUCAACCAACCCUCUCACAUUUGCAAGGACCAUUCAGUCUCAGGGCCACACUGCAGUGGAUGGACAUGCUUCUGGCAGCACUAGAGUGCUACAAUACAUUUAUUGAAGAGAAAACCCUGGAAGUAUCUGAGUUUCUUGGUGGUGAAGUGCAGUCUUCACUUUGGAGAGCGGUGGCUUUCUUUUUAGAAAGCAUAGCUAUGCAUGAUAUUACAGCAGCAGAGAAGUGCUUUGGCACUGGGGCAGUAGGUAACAGUUUUAGCCCUCAAGAAGGAGAAAUAUAUAAUUACAGUAAGUGUACAGUUGUGGUUCGACUAAUGGAAUUCAUCACGACACUGCUCUGUGCCUCUCCAGACCACUGCUCGAUCCUUGAAAAUGACGUAUGCAGCAGAAUCUUCCUGACACUCCUGGUGAAGGCAGUAUGUGAGCCUUCAAGCAUAGGCUUUAAUACUGGUGACAUUCUAGUCAUGAAUCAUCUUCCUAAUGUCUGUGUGAACCUGAUGAUAGCACUAAAGAAGUCCCCAUACAAAAAUACCCUAGAAAUGCAUGUCAAGGAAAAAAUAACCACUCGAAGUGUUGAGGAGCUCUAUACUGCUCAUGGGAACAGGACCAUGCUGACAUCCAUUGUAUCAGCUUGUAAACAACUUCAUAAAGCUGGGUUUCUACAUGUGGUAUUGCCAUCUCAAUCUACAGAUGAGCAUCGUUCAUUUGCCACAAAACUUUUGUCCAUGGUUUAUAAAAGCAUUGCGCCUGCAGAUGAUGGACAGAAUCUUCCUUUGCUGGACCCCAGUUAUAAGCGAAUAGCCAGUGGACUUCUGGAAUUGGCCUUUGCUUUUGGAAGAGUGAGUGAGCACCUUGUAAAUAUUCUCCUGGACAGAGCAGUGUUAUCCAUGCCAUCCUCAGGAGGGUUGCAGAAAAACAUCAUCACUGUACCCCACGGAGAGUAUUUUUAUAGCUUGUUCCCAGAAAUCAUCAAUACUGAACUAUUGAAAAAUGUAGAUCUUGCUGUGUUGGAACUCAUGAAAUCAUCUGAGGUUAAUCCCAGAAUGGUGAGCACCAUUUUGAGUGGACUCUUAGAUCAGAGCUUUAGGGAUCGAGCCAGUCAGAAACACCAAGGGCUGAAACUUACAACUACAAUUCUGCAGAACUGGAAGAAGUGUAAUUCUUGGUGGGCCAAAGAUUCUACUACAGAAAGUAAAACAGCAGUGUUGACAUUACUGGCAAAAAUUUUGCAGAUUGAUUCUUCUGUAUCUUUUAAUGCAAAUCAUAGCACAUUCCAUGAAGUCUUUACAACGUAUUCUAGUUUACUUGUUGAUCCAAAAUUGGGUUUAUAUUUAAAGGGACAAGCUGUGAUUCUUCUUCCAUUUUUCACCAACCUCACUGGAAGUAGUCUGGAAGACCUGCGGCAUGUUCUUGAAAAGUUUAUUGUUUCCAAUUUCCCAAUGAAGUCUGAAGAAUUUCCCCCUGGAACUCUGCAGUACAACAGCUAUGUGGACUGUAUGAAAAAGUUUCUAGAUGCAUUGGAAUUAUCUCAAAGUCCUAUGCUAUUGCAGUUGAUGACAGAUAUUCUUUGUCGGGAACAGCAACAUGUUAUGGAAGAAUUAUUUCAGUCCACUUUCAAAAAGGUUAUGAGAAAGAGUCGAUGUGCCACACAAGUAGAGCUCUUGGAAAGUGUGUACGGAAUGUUCCGGAGGGAUGACCUACUUUCAAAUGUCACUCGCCAAGCAUUUGUAGAUCGUUCUCUUCUCACUCUGUUGUGGCACUCUGACCUGAAUACAUUGAAAGAAUUUUUUAGCAAAAUUGUGGUGGAUGCCAUUAAUGUAUUGAAGUCCAGAUUUACAAAGCUAAAUGAAUCUACUUUUGAUACUCAACUCACUAAGAAGAUUGGCUAUUUCAAGAUUCUAGAAGUAAUGUAUUCUCGUCUUUCGAAAGAGGAUGUUCACUCAAAAGAAUCUAAGAUUAAUCAUUCUUUUCAUGGAUCAUGUGUAACUGAAGGAAAUGAACUUACAAAGAUACUUAUUAAAUUGUGCUAUGAUGUAUUUACAGAGAACAUGGCGGGUGAGACUCAGUUGCUAGAGAAGAGAAGACUUUAUCAUUGUGCUGCCUACAACUGUGCCAUUUCUGUUGUCUGUUGUGUCUUCAGUGAGUUAAAAUUUUACCAAGGUUUUCUCUUCAGUGAAAAACCAGAAAAGAACUUGUUUAUUUUUGAAAAUCUGAUAGAUCUAAAGCGUUGCUAUACAUUUCCAGUGGAAGUUGAGGUUCCUAUGGAAAGAAGAAAAAGGUACUUUGAAAUUCGGAAAGAAGCCAGGGAAGCAGCAAGUGAGGACUCAGGUGGUCCUCAUUAUAUAUCUUCCUUGUCAUAUUUGGCAGACAGUAGCCUGAGUGAGGAAAUGAGUCAAUUUGAUUUCUCAACUGGAGUUCAGAGCUAUUCAUAUAGUUCCCAACACACUAAAUCUACCACUGGUCAUUUUCGGAAAUGGGAAAAUAAAGACACCAUGACCCCAAAUGAUGUUCUGGAGUUAGAGAUGGAUGAACUCAAUCAACAUGAGUGUAUGGCAACCAUGACUGCCCUGAUAAAGCACAUGCAGAGAUGUCAGACUCUACAGAAGGAAGAGGGUUCAGUGCCACAAAGUCUUCCUCCUUGGAUGAAAUUUCUUCAUGAUAAACUAGGAAAUCCAUCCAUAUCAUUGAAUAUUCAUCUCUUUAUAGCCAAGCUUAUUAUCAAUACAGAGGAAGUCUUUCGCCCAUAUGCAAAGUAUUGGCUUAGUCCCUUGUUACAGCUGGUUGUGUCUGAAAACAAUGGAGGAGAAGGAAUUCACUAUAUGGUGGUGGAGAUAGUGGUCACGAUUCUUUCAUGGACAGGAUUAGCCACGCCUGUAGGAGUCCCUAAAGAUGAAGUGUUAGCAAAUCGCCUGCUGCAUUUCCUGAUAAAGCAUGUUUUUCAUCAAAAAAGAGCUGUGUUUAGACAUAACCUGGAAAUUAUAAAAACUCUUGUUGAGUGCUGGAAGGAUUGUUUAUCUAUCCCUUACAGAUUAAUAUUUGAAAAGUUUUCUAGUAAAGAUCAUAAUUCUAGAGACAAUUCAGUCGGAAUUCAAUUAUUAGGCAUUGUAAUGGCCAAUAACCUGCCACCCUAUGACCCAAAAUGUGGCAUAGAGUGUCUAAAAUAUUUUCAAGUUUUGGUCAAUAAUAUGUCCUUCAUAAAAUAUAAAGAGGUGUAUGCAGCAGCAGCAGAAGUUCUAGGACUCAUUCUUCAAUAUAUUUCUGAGAAAGAAUAUACACUGAAGGAAUCCAUAUAUGAAUUGAUUGUAAAACAAUUGAGACAGCAUCAGAACACAAUGGAAGACAAAUUCAUCGUGUGCUUGAACAAAACUGUGAAGCAUUUCCCUCCUCUCGCUGACAAGUUUAUGAACUCAGUUUUCUUCCUGCUGCCCAAAUUCCAUGGUGUAAUGAAGACUCUAUGUCUGGAGGUGGUUCUGUGUCGUGCAGAGAUGAUAACAGACCUGUACUUGCAGUUAAAGAGUAAAGAUUUUAUUCAACUCAUGAAGCACAGAGAUGAUGAAAGGCAAAAAGUAUGUUUGGACAUAGUUUAUAAGAUGAUGCCAAAACUGAAACCAGCAGAACUUCGAGAAAUCUUGAAUCCUGUAACAGAAUUCAUUUCCCAUCCUUCUCCAGUAUGUAGGGAGCAAAUGUAUAAUAUUCUCAUGUGGAUUCAUGACAAUUACCGUGAUCCAGAAAGUCAAGCAAAUGAUGACUCCCAAGAACUAUUUAAAUUGGCAAAAGAUGUAUUGAUUCAAGGAUUGAUGGAUGAAAACCUUGGACUUCAGUUAAUUAUUCGAAACUUCUGGAGUCAUGAAACUAGAUUACCAUCAAAUAUCUUGGCCCGAUUAUUGGCACUAAAUUCUUUAUAUUCUCCAAAGAUAGAAAUGCAUUUUUUAAGCUUAGCAACAGAUUUUCUCCUUGAAAUGACCAGCAUGAGCCCAGAUUAUCCAAACCCUAUCUUUGAGCAUCCUCUGUCUGAGUGUGAAUUUCAGGAAUAUACUGUUGAUUCUGACUGGCGUUUUCGAAGCACUGUUCUUACUCCCAUGUUUAUCGAGACUCAGGCUACCCAGAACACUCAUCAAACCCGGACCCAGGAAGGAUCCCUGCCAACUCAAGGGGCGGUGGCACGGCAGAUACGGGCUACCCAGCAGCAUUAUGAAUUCACACCCACACUAAAUGCAGAUGGAAAGAGCACCUUUAACUGGCUGACAGGGAGCACCAUUGAACUGCAAGGAAAUUAUACAACCUCUUCAUCCUUUGAUUCCUCCUUAUCAUCUUCCUUGCUGUUUGCACAUCAGAGGAGAGAACAGUCACAGAGAACAUCUUGGAAGUUAGUGGGACCUGAUUUUGGGAAGACACGACUAGGCCUACCCGGAGAUGAAGUGGAUAACAAAGCAAAAGAUAUAGACAAUCGGGUUGAAAUAUUAAGAUUACGCAGACGAUUUUUAAAGGACCGAGAAAAACUUAGUUUGAUUUAUGCCAGAAAAGGUUUGGCUGAGCAAAAACGAGAGAAGGAGCUCAAGAAUGAGUUGAAAAUGAAGCAAGAUGCCCAUGUUGUUUUGUACAGAAGUUAUCGACAAGGCGACCUUCCCGACAUUCAGAUUAAAUACAGUAGCCUUAUCACCCCCUUGCAAGCUGUGGCCCAGAGAGAUCCCAUAAUUGCAAAACAGCUCUUUGGCAGUUUAUUUUCUGGAAUUAUGAAGGAAAUGGAUAAAUAUAAAACUGUAUCUGAAAAAAACAACAUCACUCAAAAACUGCUGCAGGACUUCAAUCAUUUUCUUAAUACUUCAUUUUCUUUUUUUCCACCUUUCAUUUCUUGUAUCCAGGAAAUCAGUUGCCAGCACACAGACUUGCUGAAUCUGGACCCAGCGUCUGUGGGUGCAGGCUGCCUAGCUAGCCUGCAGCAGCCUGGGGGCAUCCGCCUGUUGGAGGAGGCUCUGCUACAGCUAGCACCACAGGAGCCACCUGCCAAGCGAGUACGUGGGAAACACCAUCAUGCUCCUGAUACUGUCAGAUGGAUGGAGCUUGCCAAACUCUACAGAUCAAUUGGGGAAUAUGACAUCCUCCACGGAAUUCUUAGUAGUGAGAUAGGAAUAAAGCAAAUCACUCAGAAUGCAUUACUAGCAGAAGCGAGAAGUGAUUAUUCUGAAGCUGUUAAGCAAUAUAAUGAGGCUCUGAACAAACAAGAGUGGGAGGAUGGUGACACUCCUUCAGAAGCAGAGAAGGAUUUUUGGGAACUUGCAUCCCUUGACUGCUACAACCACCUUGCUGAAUGGCAGUCCUUGGAGUACUGUUCCACGGUCAAUGUGGACACUAAAAACCCUCCAGACCUAAAUAAAAUAUGGAGUGAACCAUUCUACCAGGAAACCUAUCUACCAUACAUGAUCCGCAGCAAGCUGAAGCUGCUGCUCCAUGGAAAGGGUGACCAGUCCUUGCUAACAUUUAUUGAUGAAGCUGUGAAUAAGGAGCUGCAGAAGGUACUCAUAGAGCUGCAGUACAGUCAGGAGUUAAGUCUCCUUUAUCUUCUACAAGAUGAUAUCGAUAGAGCCAAGUAUUAUAUUGAACAUUGCAUUCACAUUUUCAUGCAGAAUUAUUCUAGUAUUGAUGUCCUCUUAUGCAGAAGUAGACUCACUAAAUUACAGUCUGUGCAAACUUUAAUAGAAAUUCAGGAGUUCAUUAGCUUUAUAAGCAAACAAGGUAAUUUAUCAUCUCAAGCUCCUCUUAAGAGACUUAUAAAAACCUGGACAAACAGAUACCCAGAUUCUAAAACAGAUCCAUUGAACAUCUGGGAUGACAUAAUUUCAAAUCGAUGUUUCUUCCUCAACAAAAUAGAAGAAAAAAUUGCUCAGUUUUCAGAUGAUCAUAACAUGAGCAUAGAUGGGGAUGGAGAGUCCCAAGACAGGCCAGACAUACAAGAGCACAAGGAAAUGAAUUUUCAGAUAAAGAGUUGUAAGUUUUCCAUGAAAAUGAAGAUGAUAGAAAGUGCAAGAGAACAGAACAAUAACUCACUUGCAAUGAAACUUCUGAAGGAGCUGUAUAAAGAGUCAAAAACAAGAGACGAUUGGCAAGUGCAAUGGGCCCAUAACUAUUGCCAGCUCAGCCACAGCCGAAGUCGGAGCCAGAGCCAGAGCCAUAGUGAACAAGUCCUCACUCUACUGAAAACAGUUUCCAUCCUAAGUGAAAACACAUCCAGUUUCUUAAGUAAAAAUCGUCCAGCUUUUCGUCAUCAAAACAUUAUCUUGGGCACAACUUACCAGAUGAUAUCUGAUGCCCUCAGUAGUGACCCAAAUUGCCUUACUGAAAUAGAAGAAAACAAGGCUCGAAAAAUCUUGGAGCUUUCUGGAUACAGUUUAGGAAGUACGGAAAAGGUGAUUUCAGGUCUUCAUCAGAAAGCCUUUCAUCACUUCUCCCAGGCUGUGCAGACAGCUGAAGAGGAGGCUGAGGCUUGUAGUAGAGGCCAAGAAGUUACAGCUGGCAUGGUCGAUGCCUACAUGACACUCGUGGAUUUCUGUGACCAACAGCUUCGCAAGCAGGAGGAGGGUGAAUCAGCUAUCGAUUCUCUAGAACUGCAAAUGUAUCCAGCCCUUGUAGUAGACAAAAUGUUGAAAGCUUUAAAAUUCCAUUCCAGUGAAGCCCGAUUAAAAUUUCCCAGACUACUGCAAAUUGUAGAAAAAUAUCCAGAGGAGACCCUGAGCCUAAUGAAGAAGGAGAUUUCCUUCAUUCCUUGCUGGCAGUUUAUUGGCUGGAUCAGCCAUAUGGUGGCCCUGCUAGACAAAAAUGAAGCUGUGGCUGUCCAGCACACCGUGGAAGAGAUUGCUGACAAUUAUCCACAAGCCAUUGUCUACCCAUUUAUAAUAAGCAGUGAAAGCUAUUCCUUUCCAGAUACUUCUGCUGGGCAAAAGAAUAAGGAGUUUGUGGAAAGGAUUAAAGCUAAGUUGGAGCAAGGAGGAGUUAUUCAAGAUUUUAUUAAUGCCCUAGAACAACUCUCUAACCCUGAAAUGCUCUUUAAGGACUGGACUGAGGAGAUCAAAGAUAAACUUGCAAAAGCCACUGUAAAUAAAAAAACUAUUGAAAAGAUGUAUGCAAGAAUGUAUGCUUGCUUGGGAGAUCCAAAAGCUGCAGGCAUCGGGGAUUUUAGAAGGAAAUUUGCUCAGGGUUUUGGAAAAGAAUUUGACAAACACUUUGGGAGAGGAGGUUCUAAGCUUCUUGGAAUGAAGCCCCAUGACUUCAAUGAUAUUGCCAAUCAAUUACAUUUAAAAAUGUGCAAAGACUCCAAACCACCUGGCAAUCUGAAGGAAUAUUCACCCUGGAUGACCAACUUCCGAGCAGAAUUCUUGAGACAUGAACUGGAGAUUCCUGGCCAGUAUGAUGGUAGAGGAAAGCCACUACCGGAAUACCACGCACGCAUUGCUGGCUUUGAUGAGCGGGUAAAAGUAAUGUCUUCUAUCAGAAAACCAAAGCGCAUCAUCAUUCGGGGCCAUGAUGAGAAAGACUACCCUUUUCUGGUGAAAGGAGGUGAAGAUCUGCGACAGGACCAGAGAAUUGAGCAGCUCUUUGAAGUCAUGAACAUCAUCCUGUCUCAAGAUGCUGCCUGUAGCCAGAGAAAUUUGCAGUUGAAGACUUACCAUGUCAUACCCAUGACCUCUAGGUUAGGAUUAAUUGAAUGGAUUGAAAAUACACUUACCUUGAAGGAACUUCUUUUGAGUAAUAUGUCUCCUGAGGAGAAAACAGCUUACAAUAGUGAUCCCAAAGCACCGGCAUUAGAAUAUAGAGACUGGCUUACCAAGAUAACUGGAAGAUUUGAUGCUGUUGCAUACAUGCUAAUGUAUAAAGGAGCUAGUCGUACUGAAACAGUCACAUCCUUUAGAAGGAGAGAAAAUAAAGUGCCGCCUGAUCUCUUAAAGCGAUCCUUCAUGGCUAUGAGCACUGGCCCAGAGGCCUUCCUUGCACUGCGUUCCCAGUGUGCCAGCUCUCAUGCUCUUCUAUGCAUCAGUCACUGGGUUUUGGGAAUAGGAGACAGACACCUGAACAAUUUCAUGGUAAGCAUGGAGACAGGCACCAUGAUUGGAAUCGACUUUGGACAUGCAUUUGGAUCAGCUACACAGUUUCUGCCUGUCCCUGAGUUGAUGCCUUUUCGUCUGACUCGUCAGUUUAUCAAUCUGAUGUUACCAAUGAAAGAAACAGGCAUCACGUACAACGUUAUGGUUCAUGCACUUCGAGCCUUCCGGUUGCAGAGCAGCCUUCUCACUAGCACCAUGGAUGUGUUUAUCAAGGAGCCUUCCUUCGACUGGAAAAAUUUUGAACAAAAAAUGCUGAAAAAAGGAGGAUCAUGGAUUCAAGAAAUAAAUGUAAAUGAAAAAAAUUGGUAUCCCCUCCAGAAAGUGCAAUAUGCCAAGAGAAAGUUAGCAGGUGCCAAUCCAGCAGUUAUUACUUGUGAUGAAUUGUUUUUGGGCUUUGAGAAGGCAUCUGUCUUUAGAGAUUUCACAGCUGUCGCUCGAGGAAGCAAAGACCACAACAUUCGUGCCCAGGAGCCAGAGAGUGGACUUUCAGAAGAGACUCAGGUGAAGUGCUUGAUUGACCAGGCAACAGAUCCCAACAUACUGGGCAGAACUUGGAUUGGUUGGGAGUCCUGGAUGUAAAUUUCAUAAGAUCCAGCAGAUAAAAAGUAUUCCAGUGGUUAAAGACUUUUGUAAACCUUUUUCUACUGCAAUCAAUUCCUGAAGAUCUAAAGAAAGCUACUUGUUUUGUAGCACAAAAUUAAUCAAGAUUAUGAUGAAUUAGUAAAAUUAGUAAUGAGUGAAUGACCAGGUCAUAUAUCUGGCUCACACAAAUAUUAACCCAGGACUAUACCAUAUUAUAAGUGCUAUUGAUUUUUAAAAUAACUGUUAAUAAAUGGUGUGUGAACAUUC